CGCGAUGUUGCGCCUACGUUCCCGGCACUUCUCGCGAUAUUUCGCCUCUCGGUUUAGAAACGCUGUGACCAGACCAAAGACAACAAGGUGAACACUAGCAGGAGCGACUUCGCUGCUUGAGUGUUGCUUGUUCACGAAAUGGACUGCUCAAAUCUAACCAAUGUACGCACAGAGUCCAAGGAUUACCAGAACAGCCACAAAGACACAGACCAGCAGCACUGCACAGAGGAUGAGCCCUUGCUUAGAGACAACCCCAGGCGUUUUGUCAUCUUCCCAAUCCAGUACCCUGACAUCUGGAGGAUGUACAAACAGGCCCAGGCCUCCUUCUGGACAGUGGAAGAGGUGGAUCUAUCUAAGGACCUGGCACACUGGGACAACUUGAAGCCUGAUGAGAAACACUUCAUCUCUCACAUCUUAGCUUUCUUCGCUGCCAGCGACGGCAUCGUCAACGAGAACCUUGUCCAGAGGUUUAGUCAGGAGGUACAGCUUCCAGAGGCCCGAUCCUUCUAUGGGUUCCAGAUCCUCAUAGAGAACAUCCAUUCUGAGAUGUACGGCAUGCUCAUCAAUACUUACAUCAGGGACUCUGAGGAGAGGGAGCAUUUGUUCAAUGCCAUUCAGACUAUGCCGUGUGUGAGAAGGAAAGCAGACUGGGCGAUCCAGUGGAUCUCUGACACCAAAUCCACUUUCGGGGAGCGGAUAGUAGCGUUCGCUGCAGUGGAGGGCAUCUUCUUCUCAGGGUCGUUCGCUGCUAUUUAUUGGUUGAAGAAGAGAGGCCUGAUGCCUGGGCUCACCUACUCCAACGAGCUCAUCAGCAGAGACGAGGGCCUGCACUGUAACUUUGCCUGUCUGUUGUACAGCUACAUAGUGAAGAAACCGUCAGAGGACAGGGUGAAGGAUAUUAUCACCAAAGCUGUCAGCAUUGAACAGGAGUUUCUGACAGAGGCCUUACCUGUGGAUCUGAUUGGGAUUAAUGGUGUGCUGAUGAAGCAGUACAUUGAGUUUGUGGCAGACCGUUUACUCCAAGACCUGGGAUUGGCCAAGGUCUAUCUGACAGAAAACCCCUUCGACUUCAUGGAGUCCAUCUCACUGGAAGGGAAAACAAACUUCUUUGAGAAGCGUGUGGCUGAGUACCAGAGGUAUGGAGUGAUGUCAAACGCCAUGACCUGUGACUUCACCCUUGAUGCAGACUUCUAGUUAAAACACAUGGUUCCACGUGAAGAAAAAGAGGCUUCAGGAGUUCCAUCAUAACCUCAGGUGCGAUUGGAGGGGAAUCCUGAUUGGAGGGGAAUCCUGAUUGGAGGGGAAUCCUGAUUGGAGGGGAAUCCUGAUUGGAGGGGAAUCCUGAUUGGAGGGGAAUCCUGAUUGGAAGAAUUAUAACAUCAAUCCAAGUACAGGCACUCGUGUGGGUUUGAAAAUGGAAAAGGGCCACAUAUUAUUACACUUGACCUGUAUAUUGAAUUUACAUUUGUUGUAUUUUAUCUUGAUUUAACAAGGACUUCACACUGACAAUGGCAGCAAUACUAGUGAACCAAUGCAAUGGUUUUAAAUAAGUGUAACCGAUGUGAAAUGGCUAGCUUAGUUAGCGGUGGUGGCGCGCUAAUAGCAUUUCAAUCGGUGACGUCACUCGCUCUGAGACCUUGAAGUAGUAGUUCCCCUUGCUCUGCAAAGGGUCGUGGCUUUUGUUGAGCGAUGGGUAACGAUGCUUCCUGGGUGACUGUUGAUGUGUGCAGAGGGUCCCUGGUUCGAGCCCAGGUAGGGGCGAGGAGAGGGACAGAAGCUAAACUGUUACAUAUGGCGUUAUUGAUCAAUGCCUUCUAUUUGUUUUAUAAAAUGAAUACUGCUCAUAGUCUCUCUCUGAUAAUCAUUUGUUCUAGGUGCAUAGCUAGAACUAUUAGGAAGAAUGUGUGUGUUUGCAAAACUUGCACGUGGUGGAACACCACAAUAUUUUCCUUUGUAUCCCAUCUGCUUCUACAUAUUUCUAGCUCCAUCACUUAUCAAUGCUUUCUUUUUGUGGACAGCCACUGUCACAUUAAGGCCCUCCCCUCCCCCUGACGCUAGCUAGUUGGUAGUGCUGGCAGUGGCUAUGCUACAUGCUAGCUGACGUUUUGAAAAGAUGGCAACGGACUGGCAAGCUUUAACUGAUUUAAGCCAAGUUAAUAUCCAGUUGUCUCAGAGAGCUGUUAUCCUCCGGGCCGGAGAUCGUAGUUGGGGUGAAGUUGGGUCUUGACGCCUGAGCGUUACCCGUCAUGAGUGAUUUUUCUCCACGGCGGACUCUUCGGUGGGAAAAAGCAAGGAGCUCCGGUUACUCGACAGGGGCAAUGCCCUCCAGGAUCAAGUGAAUACAAUUGUGAAGCACGAGGAACAAAAUAAGACAAAAAAUGUCUUCUAUGCAGGUGAGGUUGCUCUCGAGCAGCUAGAUGUUCUUUAACAUUCAGCCAUCAGAUUUGCCACCAAUGCUCCUUAUAGGACACAUCACUGCACUCUGUACUCCUCUGUAAACUGGUCAUCUCUGUAUACCCGUCGCAAGACCCACUGGUUGAUGCUUAUUUAUAAAACCCUCUUAGGCCUCACUCCCCCCUAUCUGAGAUAUCUACUGCAGCCCUCAUCCUCCACAUACAACACCCGUUCUGCCAGUCACAUUCUGUUAAAGGUCCCCAAAGCUCACACAUCCCUGGGUCGCUCCUCUUUUCAGUUCGCUGCAGCUAGCGACUGGAACGAGCUGCAACCAACACUCAAACUGGACAGUUUUAUCUCCAUCUCUUCAUUCAAAGACUCAAUCAUGGACACGCUUACUGACAGUUGUAGCUGCUUCAUAUGAUGUAUUGUUGUCUCUACCUUCUUGACCUUUGCUGUUGCCCAAUAAUGUUUGUACCAUGUUUUGUGUUGCUACCAUGUUGUUGUCUUGGGCAUCUCUUUAUGUAGUUGUCUCUUGUUGUGAUGUGUGUUUUUGUCCUAUAUUGUAUUUAUUUAUUUUAAUCCCAGGCACCCGUCUCCACAAGGCCUUUUGGUAGGCCGUCAUUGUCAAAAAUAAUUUGUUCUUAACUGACUUGCAUAGUUAAAUAAAGUUUUAAAAUAUGUAUAUAAUAAAUGUUGUCUUAGGUC
Molecule: messenger RNA, 3102 nt
Organism: Oncorhynchus keta (chum salmon)
Lineage: Eukaryota; Metazoa; Chordata; Actinopteri; Salmoniformes; Salmonidae
Gene: rrm2b
Product: ribonucleotide reductase M2 b
Exons: 9
Coding region: 139-1194 (351 amino acids)
Biological process (GO): deoxyribonucleotide biosynthetic process
Cellular component (GO): cytosol
Molecular function (GO): ribonucleoside-diphosphate reductase activity, thioredoxin disulfide as acceptor
Source: RefSeq, a predicted model, not a curated record